UCCAGUCCCGCAAACCCCGCCCCUCUUCGGCGGAGAACGGGAUCUCUAUUGACACAUUCAAAACGCACCGAUGCCCACUCGUCCGCCGCCGCUGCCGCUGUAGCGCAAACAAGAAAGAAAAGAAAGGACGACAAGAAGGAAAAUACUCGAGCGGAGGCAACAGUAGCGGCCAGAAUCGGAGUUGGAACAAAAAACAGAAACGAAGACAAAGAGUUCGGAACCGGAACAGACGCACACACUCACUGAAGAGCGAGCACCGCGCUAGCAGCCAGGCUAACGGCUAACAACAUGGCGAGCGCCUCGUAUCACAUCUCCAACCUCCUGGAGAAAAUGACCUCCAGCGACAAAGAUUUCAGGUUCAUGGCCACAAAUGACCUGAUGACAGAACUGCAGAAAGAUUCCAUCAAACUAGACGACGACAGCGAGAGGAAGGUGGUGAGGAUGAUUCUGAAGCUGCUCGAGGACAAGAAUGGAGAAGUUCAGAACUUGGCCGUCAAAUGCUUGGGCCCGCUGGUGAGCAAGGUGAAGGAGUACCAGGUGGAGACGAUCGUGGACACGCUGUGCACCAACAUGCUGUCCGACAAAGAGCAGCUGCGAGACAUCUCCUCCAUCGGCCUCAAGACCGUCAUCGGCGAGCUGCCGCCCGCGUCCAGCGGCUCGGCCCUGGCCGCCAGCGUGUGCAAGAAGAUCACGGGUCGACUGACCAGCGCCAUCGCCAAGCAGGAGGACGUGUCGGUGCAGCUGGAGGCGCUCGACAUCAUGGCCGACAUGCUGUGCAGACAGGGGGGGCUGCUGGUCAACUUCCAUCCCUCCAUCCUCAGCUGCCUUCUGCCUCAACUCACCUCGCCCAGGCUGGCCGUCAGGAAGCGGACAAUCAUGGCGCUGGGACACCUGGUCAUGUCCUGCGGCAACCUGGUCUUCAUCGACCUCAUCGAGCACUUGCUCAGCGAGCUGGGGCGCAACGACAACAUGUCCACCACCAGGACGUACAUCCAGUGCACCGCCGCCAUCAGCAGGCAGGCCGGACACCGCAUCGGAGAGUACCUGGAGAAGAUCAUCCCGCUGGUGGUCAAGUUCUGCAACGUGGAUGACGACGAGCUGAGAGAGUACUGCAUCCAGGCCUUCGAGUCCUUCGUCAGGAGGUGUCCGAAAGAGGUGUACGCCCACGUUCCCACCGUCAUCUCCAUCUGCCUGCGCUACCUGACCUACGACCCGAACUACAACUUUGACGACGAAGACGAGGACGACAACGCCAUGGAUGCCGAGCAGAACGACGAAGACUACCAAGGCAGCGACGACGAGUAUAGCGACGACGACGACAUGAGCUGGAAGGUUCGGCGGGCGGCGGCCAAGUGCCUGGACGCCGUGGUCUCCACGCGGCACGAGAUGCUGCCCGAGUUCUAUCGCUCCGUGUCCCCCGCGCUGGUCUGCCGCUUCAAGGAGAGAGAGGAGAACGUGAAGGCGGACGUGUUCCACGCCUACCUGUCGCUGCUCAAGCAAACGCGGCCCGCUCAGAGCUGGCUGGCCGACCCCGACGCCAUGGAGCAGGGGGACACGCCGCUCACCAUGCUGCAGAGUCAGGUAGCCAUGAUUGUGAAGGCUCUGCACAAGCAGCUGAAGGAGAAGAGCGUGAAGACGCGCCAGUGUUGCUUCAACAUGCUGACGGAGCUCGUCAACGUGCUGCCGGGAGCGUUGACGCAGCACAUCCCCGUGCUCAUACCAGGGAUCAUCUUUUCCCUCAACGACAAGUCGAGCAGCUCCAACUUGAAGAUUGACGCGCUGGCGUGCCUCCACGUCGUCAUGGUCACGCAUCCCGCCCAGGCCUUCCACACCCACGUCCCUGCCCUGGUGCCCCCCGUGGUGGCGUGCGUCGGGGACCCCUUCUACAAGAUCACCUCGGAGGCUCUCCUGGUCACGCAGCAGCUCGUCAAGGUCAUCCGACCGCUGGACAGCCAAUCGGAAGGCUUGGAAAGCUUUGACCCCUCGCCCUACAUCACCGACUUGUUCAGCUGUACAAUAAGACGCCUCAAAGCCGCCGACAUCGACCAGGAAGUGAAAGAGCGCGCCAUUUCUUGCAUGGGACAGAUCAUCUGCAACCUAGGCGACCGCCUCCCCUCUGAACUGCCCGGAACGCUCUUGAUCUUUUUGGAACGUCUGAAGAAUGAGAUCACACGCCUCACCACGGUUAAAGCUUUGACGCUGAUCGCCGGCUCCCCGCUGAAAAUCGACUUGCGGCCCGUCCUCCCCGACGCCAUCCCCAUCCUGGCCUCCUUCCUGCGCAAGAACCAGCGCGCGCUCAAGCUCUGCACGCUCGCCGCACUCGACAUCCUGCUCAGGAACUACAGCUCAGCGGUAACACCGGUGAUGGUGGACGCCGUCCUGGCCGAGCUCCCGCCGCUGAUCUCGGAGAGCGACAUGCACGUGUCGCAGAUGGCGCUGAGCUUCCUGUCCACGCUGGCCGUGACGCACCCGUCGCUGCUGGGCCAGCUGAGCGGCGGCAGCAUCCUCACGCAGCUCAUCGCGCUCGUCAGGUCGCCGCUGCUGCAGGGGGGCGCCCUCGCCGCCAUGUUGGACUUCUACCAGGCGCUGGUGUCGACCGACACGGCCGGUCUGGGCUACAUGGACCUGCUGCGGAUGUUGACGGGCCCGGUUUACUCGCAGAGCGCGGCGCUGCCUCACAAGCAAGCCUACUGCUCCAUCGCCAAAUGCGUGGCCGCGCUCACCAGGGCGUGUCCGGCCGAGGGGCCCGCCGUGGUGGGCCAGUUCAUACAGGACGUGAAGAACAGCCGCUCCACGGACUCCAUUCGGCUGCUGGCGCUGCUCUCCUUGGGCGAGGUCGGCCAUCACGUGGACCUGAGCGGCCAACCGGAGCUCAAGACUGUCAUCCUGGACGCCUUCUCGUCCUCCAGCGAGGAGGUGAAGUCGGCGGCCUCGUAUGCGCUGGGCAGCAUUGCGGUGGGGAACCUUCCGGAAUAUCUGCCCUUUGUCCUGCAGGAGAUUUCCUCGUCCAAGCGGCAGUACUUGCUGCUGCACUCGCUCAAGGAGAUCAUCAGUUCGGCAUCGGUGUCUGGCUUGAAGCCGUACGUGGAGUCGGUGUGGACGCUGCUGCUCAAGCACUGCGAGUGUCAGGAGGAAGGAACCCGCAACGUGGUGGCCGAGUGCUUGGGGAAACUCACGCUCAUCAACCCCGAAACGCUGCUGCCGCGUCUCAAAGGAUACCUGCUCUCAGGCUCGUCGUACGCCCGAAGCUCGGUGGUGACGGCCGUCAAGUUCACCAUCUCGGACCAGCCGCAGCCCAUCGACCCGCUGCUGAAGAACUGCAUAGGUGACUUCCUGAAGACGCUGGAGGACCCCGACCUGAACGUGCGGCGCGUGGCCUUGGUGACCUUCAACUCGGCGGCGCACAACAAGCCCAGCCUCAUCCGGGAGCUGCUGGACUCGGUCCUGCCGCAGCUUUACAACGAGACCAAAGUGCGCAAGGAGCUCAUUCGGGAGGUGGAGAUGGGCCCGUUCAAACACACGGUGGACGACGGGCUGGACCUGCGCAAGGCGGCCUUCGAGUGCAUGUACACGCUGCUGGACAGCUGCCUGGACCGCAUCGACAUCUUCACCUUCCUCAACCACGUGGAGGAUGGCCUCAAGGACCACUACGACAUCAAGAUGCUGACCUUCCUCAUGCUGGCCCGCCUGUCCUCGCUCUGUCCCAGUGCCGUCCUGCAGCGGUUGGACCGACUGGUCGAGCCUCUCAGGGCCACCUGCACCACCAAGGUGAAGGCCAACUCCGUGAAGCAGGAGUUUGAGAAGCAGGACGAGCUGAAGCGUUCGGCAAUGCGAGCGGUCGUGGCGCUGCUGACCAUCCCCGAGGCCGAGAAGUCACCGCUCAUGUCCGAGUUCCAGUCACAGAUCUCGUCCAAUCAGGAGUUGGCGGCCAUCUUUGACUCCAUCCAGCGGGAUUCCGGCUCAGCCAACAUGGAGUCCAUGGAUACCAGCUAGGCCAGCUUGCGCACGCACGGACGGACGCACGAUGCCGCAUGGCACCCUGCUGCUGGAGCGACAACCCCGCGGCAUGUUCCCAUGACACACACACACACACACACACACACGUAGUGACACACCCUCCUAGCGAUUGGUCGUUCCCAUGAUGCAUUGCACUGAAAAGUCGUGCAAACACACAGACAAAAUUUGGCUUUCUCCCCCCUCCCCUUUUCUUUUUUGCCAAGCGGAGAACGGGUAUCGACCUGAUUGACCGCCAUUGUGUUAUAAACUGGGCAAGUGGCACUUCCUGCCUGAGGCCUGCUGAGCUGUGGGAGUUUGCUAGCUUUGUGUUUUAUUUUUUUUUGUUUGUUUUGUUUUUCCUUAUGGGAUAGUGGUGGCGGACAGUUGGGUGCCACUGAAGCAGGUUGUUCCCCGUUACGGACCGAUCGGCUUCUCCAUUUCCUCCCGUUCACCCACAAACUUGUCCUCGACGCCACCUCCUGAAGAAGGAAGGGGGGAAGUAAAUGUUGGAGCGUGUUUGCAGACCCGAUGGGAUGCUUGUGGGCACCACGGUAACAUUUGCUGCUGGGUCUAUCUGGUGAGAACUGGUCUGCUCUUGCUUAUCGCCCAAAAGUAUGAAGAAAAAGAAAGGUCCAUUUCUGCCUGCCUUCAUACUCGCACACAUGUCAUAUUUUUACAUGAAUAAAAAGCAUUAUGGGCUGCAUGCUGAACCAGUGUUUAGCGUGUCUCCCUCACAGUUGUGAGGAUCUUGGUUUGAAUCCCAGCCUGGGUAUGCGCACGCCUGUGAGUUUUCCGGUUCCCACUCCCACGUUCCAAAAACAUUCAUGGGUGAUGCGGAAGAAGAAAUCCACAAGUGCCGGGAUUCGAACUGAGAACCUCACUUCAAUCACGACGCUGCCCAUUUAUGAAACAUUUCAAAGCUGAAGAGAUGCAGGAAGAUCAAAGUUGAUUUUUGGCACACAAGGAAAUAAAUAAAAGCAUAAGUUACA
Molecule: messenger RNA, 4985 nt
Organism: Hippocampus comes (tiger tail seahorse)
Lineage: Eukaryota; Metazoa; Chordata; Actinopteri; Syngnathiformes; Syngnathidae
Gene: cand1
Product: cullin-associated and neddylation-dissociated 1
Exons: 26
Coding region: 289-3993 (1234 amino acids)
Biological process (GO): SCF complex assembly
Source: RefSeq, a predicted model, not a curated record